Molecule: messenger RNA, 2109 nt
Organism: Trichoplusia ni (cabbage looper)
Lineage: Eukaryota; Metazoa; Arthropoda; Insecta; Lepidoptera; Noctuidae
Product: G-protein coupled receptor Mth2-like
Exons: 9
Coding region: 321-1559 (412 amino acids)
Biological process (GO): cell surface receptor signaling pathway; G protein-coupled receptor signaling pathway
Cellular component (GO): membrane
Molecular function (GO): G protein-coupled receptor activity
Source: RefSeq, a predicted model, not a curated record
CAUCGGUCUUUGUAAAUAGCGGAGUUGGGGCCCUGUGCGACAGUAUAUUAGAAUGUACUCUGUGGCAGUGCCUCAACUGGUUUCACGAGGAACGGUUGUGCGCGUGCUGCGCGUUGAGCACGCGUUUGAUAGUUUAAUCCAUGGACGUGCUAGUGCCAUCGUAAUUAAAAGGAUGAUGAUCGAUCGCUAUAAAGUUCGCCAAGGAGUUUUCAGUGAAGUGAAUAUUAGAAAACGAAGUAUUCUCGAUAGCUAACAUCUGCGUGAGUGCAGUCGCGGCAAAAACUUGUGUUUAACAUUGAGUGUUUGUGCAACGAACAAAAAUGGGUUUAAUGAAAUGGAUAGUUGUGUUACCGAUACAUUUAGUGCACGUAUUUGCUGCCAAUCCCUGCUGUCCUGAAGGACAAGCGCUGUUGGUGAAAAGGGAUGGAUGUUGGAAUCCAAAAACCAACGUGACUUCGCCUGCUACAUUGACUUGUAAGGUUGCUAUUAAGUUCGUAAAGAACUUUUACAUCAAUGAAGCUCAACAAUUGAAGCUGAGCUUAGGCGGAGAAACUGACGAGACAAUUGAACCCGACGCGUAUUGCGCGGGCAACUUAACAACGAUACGGGAUGUGACUCUUAAUAAGACGAAGCCCGCUGUCAUAGUGUGCGCCGACGAAAAUGAGGAAAUAAUUGACGACAGAAUAAUGGGUUAUACCAUGAUAGUCUCAGUUGUAUUCCUAGCAGCCACCGCAGUUAUAUACGGCUUUUUACCGGAAUUAAGGGAUGUCCAAGGCAAGAGUAUUAUUAACUUCUGCACCAGUUUAGCCAUCGGUCUCGGGAUAUUGGUCAUUAUGAAACUCAUGGAGUACAGCGACAUGGACCUAUGCGCAGCUAGAGGAUUUUUAGGUUAUUUCUUUACAAUCGCAGCCUUUUUCUGGUCAAACGCAAUAUCAAUACAGGUUCUUUUGAACACAAGACGGCCUGCUACUUUGGACUACAGUUGGCAUGAAUUCAAGUGGUAUGCACUGUACGCGUGGGGAGCUCCCGCAGUCCUCACUAUAUGCAUGGCGAUCGUCAACUUCCACCCCGGUUCACACGCAAAGCCUGGCAUCGGACUCAACCACUGCUGGUUCUUCAAUAAAAAGCAGCAGUGGUAUUACAUGUAUAGCGUGUUGUCAAUACUACUUGCAGCUAACAUCUGUAUAUUCAUAUACACUUCCCUGUUAAUAUGGCGCCUGUCUUUCUCGUCAAGUCAUAUAAAAGCAGUUAAAUAUAAGUUUGUGAUGACGGUGCGCCUGAUAGUAUUGAUGGGACUGCCUUGGGUAUUUGAGAUGAUCGGAUCGUUAGCAGGGGAACAUAUUAUAUGGUCAAUACUCGAUGUAUUCAACACACUCCAAGGUAUCCUGAUAUUCCUACUCCUCGUAGUAUUCCGAAAAAGGGUGAUCAAGAUCAUGUACAAGCAUGGCUGGCUGAACUGCAUAUCAGGGUUCGUGGAGAAACAUCUGGCUAUCGAAGAUGAUGAAGAAAAUGUAGUACAGCACACCGACGUUCCGAUGAACGAUAGAACUGUCUUGUAAUAAUCGGAUUUUAUCGAUACUUACAAUCGAUAUGACGUCAAAUCGAUAAGAAAUAUCGAUGUAUAGCUCGAACAGAAUGUUUACUGUGUAAAUCUAGGAACGCCACUCCUUAUUUAUAAAAGAAAAUCACUGAAUGCCGUAUUCCGUAGAAAAUACUGGUUCAGUGUGAUUUCACUGGAGUUCUAUGUAUGCUUCUUUUGUCUUGUAGUAUUAUUAAAAUAACUAUCUUUGAUAAAUGGAUCAUCGUACCCAAAGUUUGGUUUCCUGAAGAAUAGAGCAAUCGAACUCUUCAGCGUGGGCUUUGCCCUUUAAAAGCUUCAUCAGAUAAACUAACGGACGAAAUACAAAACUUAACACUCAAUACUUUAUUGCAUUCCAUAUGUUAUAGAAAUGGUAUUUUUUUUUUAUAUAUUACGAUUUCUAUUGCAUAAACUAUACAAUAUAUAUUAAAUGAUGUACUUAAUUAGACUUGAUAUUAAGUACAUUGUAUCAAAUUAAUUCGAUCGUUUAUUUUAUUAAAAUUCGUAAACUUUUUCUAUAAUAUUUUCAU